GGAAUCUGACCUUACGAAUCAGUGCUGGACCAUACACUGUCCACCUAAACAUGUGACGGGCCCGGAUUUUGCAUCAUGUUUAGGCUACCCCAAACAGCCUUAGUGUUGGCUCUCCUACUUAGUUCAUUAAAAGCAAGGACAACAGAAUCACCAUUUGAUAUCAUAGGGGGACCUAUUUUUCUGACAGAGCCACCUUCAUCUCUGCCCUUUGCCAACACCAAAGGUGCGUCCGUCCAGUGUACAGCCCACGGUAGACCUGCUCCUACUCUCGAUUGGGUAAAGGACGAUGAUACUCCAGUGGAAGAUGUACCCGGGAUCCUUCAAAUUUUACCAAACAACACAUUGUUUUUCCAUCCCUUUCAGCGGAAUGACUUUCGAAAUGACGUACAUGCUUCUUCGUACAAGUGCAUUGCAUACAACAGCGGAGGAAGAAUAUCUAGUCGGAGCAUGCGUGUCAAAGCUGUUCUGGUGGAAGACUACCUCACCUAUAACUUACAGCUUAGCGAUGUUUGGUCAGUGCGGGGAAGUACAGCCGUCUUCAAGUGUAAUAUCAACCCAUUCUUCGUCAAAGAUUACAUCCACGUGGUUGGUUGGUCAAAGGGAACAAAAUCUAUACAAGCAGGGGAUCGAGUGAGUAUACUGUCAGAUGGAGAACUACACAUCAGAGAUAUAAGGGAUGAAGACAGAUACACUACAUAUAAAUGUGUGGCGCGAAACAUCCUGACGGGCGACGAAAAGUUCAGCAAGAUGGCUUAUCUACAUGUACACGAACCUCCCGCUGGCUGGACACCUCCAAAGAUUGAUGACGUCAUGACACACGUGACAGUUAACGAAGGGGAGACAGUGGAACUGCCAUGUGUUGCCAGUAGCAAUCCUCUUCCAAAAUAUCGAUGGAGUCUUCAUAACAAGGAACUGGUAAUUGACAGCGUGAACAAAAUUCAGAGAGCUGGAAACCUCGUGAUUGUUGACGCCAAGGUCACAGACAGUGGUACUUACACAUGUAACUCUUCUAAUAGUCACGGAUCAGCUACCGGAACUACAGAACUUACAGUGCAAUAUCCUCUCUCUGCAACCAUAGACCCUCAGCAGCAAAAGGUCGAUUCUAACCAGUCAGCUGUCUUCAACUGCACAGUUCUGGGUCAUCCAAUCAAAUCAGUUUUCUGGUUGAAAGAUGGCUUCAAAAUAAUGCCCAAUCAAAAAUUUUCAAUCAAAGACCAAUCCGUGCUGACAAUUCACAGUGUUAACAAGAAGGACCAGGGGAUGUACCAGUGUGUUGUAAAGAAUGAAGAAACUAGUAGUCAGGGAACGGCACAGCUCUUACUUGGAGCUGCUCAUCCUACUUUUGUGGAAACGUUCGUGGAUCAGUACGUACAAACGGGUCAGAAAACCGCUAUCCGCUGUAUAGCGACCGGAAACCCUACUCCAGAAAUCACGUGGAAACUAGAUGGUGAACACCUUAAAGAAAACUCCGACAUCAAAAUCGGGAGCUUCCUCAAUCCUGCCGGUGACGUUGUUAGUUAUGUCAACAUUUCAAGUGUUCAUCUGCAAUAUGGCGGCGAGUACCAAUGCGUCUCAUCCAAUGAGGUUGGAACGAUUCAUCACGUGGGUCAAAUGUUUGUGUACGGUGUACCAUUUGUGAGACAAAUGCAGAACGUCACUGCUACAGCUGGAAAGAACUUGUCCAUACGAUGCUACGUUGCCGGAUAUCCGGUGUCUUAUGUCACAUGGUCAAAAGGGAGAGAAUCAAACAUUCUUCCACAAAAUCAUCGACAGAAAGUUGUCAACGAGACAUUGUUUAUUGAGAAGGUACAGAAGACUCAUGAUAUUGGGGAAUAUAUCUGCACUGCUAGGAAUUCCAAUGGACAAGGAAUGAGCCGCAGUGUGUAUGUCAGUGUUCUGGAACCCCCAAUGAUUGAUCCUUUUAGAUUUCCAAGAAAGAAACAAGGAGACAGAAUAGUUGUUUCCUGUGUGGUCAGUACUGGUGACCAGCCACUGGACAUUGUGUGGACCAAAGAUGGAGAAAUUAUUCCUCCAGAUAUGGGUAUCCACAUACAGAAGCUGAAUUCUUAUAUGACCAUGCUGUCCAUAGGAGAUGCUAACCCCAAACAUAAUGGAAACUACACCUGUAGGGCCAGCAAUGCAGCAGCUACUACUAACUACACAGCUACACUUCAUGUGGAUGUACCUCCUCGGUGGGUUAUGGAGCCAGGGGAUUCCUUUGUGAUUCUGAAGAACUCCGUAUCCCUCGACUGUCUCACCACUGGUACACCUGAACCAAUGAUCACCUGGAAAAAGGCUCUAGGAAGCAGACCAGGACACUAUCGAAUGAUAAACUAUGUAGAAAAUGACACAGCUACAACAGCCUCUAAACAACUGCUCAGCAAUGGGACAUUAAUCAUCCGAGGGGCAAGAGAAGAGGAUCAUGGGUAUUAUCUCUGUCACUCCUACAAUGACGUGGGACCAGGACUCAGCAAGGUUAUCUUCCUAAGAGUUCAUAUUCCCGCUCGUUUUGAUGAAAAGGAAAAGAACUACACAGUGAUAAAGGGUCAGAACAAAACUCUGGACUGUCAGGCGAUUGGAGAUCAGCCAUUGUCUGUAACGUGGAGCUUCAACUCACAAACUCUCAGCACCGCUGGUAUGGACAGAAGGCGAAUUGUCAACACUGUGGUUACAUCAAGAGGGAAGUUGUCCACUUUGACCCUGAGACCAGCAGAAAGGGGGGACACAGGCUUCUACGUCUGUACAGCCAAAAACAAGUUUGGUAAUGCAGUCCUAGCCAUGAGAUUAGUGGUUCUGGAACCCCCAGAGCCCCCAAAGAACCUGACCUUGAUCAAACAGACAAGCCGCAGUAUAAAAGUCAAAUGGCAGGCUCCUUAUGAUGGAAAUAGUCCCAUUCUCUUCUAUGCAGUUCAGUACAAAGUACAAAAAGCUGUGUGGCAAGGCAUAAUUCCCAAUGUGACUGUGAGUUCUUUACAGCUGAUUACGUCUAUUUCUGACCUACAUCCAGCUUAUGUCUAUGAGGUCAGAGUUGUGGCCAACAAUUCCAUUGGUUAUGGUAAUGCCAGCAAGAGCCUCUUAGUUAAGUUAGAUGAAGAAAAACCAUCUGGACCUCCUACAGAGGUCAAGGUCAAAGCUAUAGGGUCAGAGUCCUUGAGGAUAUCUUGGAUGCCUCCUCUGCCAGAAAAUCAGAACGGUGAAAUCCAGGGAUAUUACAUCGGAUACAAGGAGAGAGACAGCCAAUCACGAUUUAUCUACAUUACUAAAUCCAUCGAUGGUGAAUUCCUGCCCUCUGUAGAUAUUCAUAAUCUGGAGAAGUUUACAGAGUACACAGUCCAUGUUCAGGCCUAUAACCAGAAGGGAAGGGGCCCGCCAUCCCCAGACUCACAGGUCUUUACACUGGAGGAUGUUCCUAGCCAGCCCCCACAAGGAGUACAGGCCACUGCCAUUAAUUCCCGCAGCAUCAAGGUUGUGUGGUCCCCGCCCCCACUCUUCACUCUGCAUGGCAUCCUACAAGGAUACAAGAUCUACUACAAACCUGUACGCUUUGAUGAAGAUGAGAGUGAUGCCAAUGCUGUGGUGUCCUCAGAGCUGGAGGCCACCAUCACGGGUCUGUCUAAAUACACAAACUACAGCCUUCAGGUGCUGGCCUUCACCAGGAAGGGGGAGGGUGUGCGGUGUUCUCCACUGUUUGUCCUGACACAGCAAGAUGCUCCAGAGAGGCCAGCUGACAUAAAGGCUCUUCCUGUCAACAACAGCACAGUAAUGGUGUCCUGGAAACCACCACUCCAUAGCAACGGAAUUCUCACCAAGUACAAUGUCUAUGUCUACAAUAGCAGUUCUACAGAGAUGAUAGAGAAAGUAGAGUUACCUCCCAUUAAGACUUCAUACUACAUGAGUAAUCUUUCCCUGAAUGAAGAGAUACAAUUCGAGGUGUCAGCUAACACAAUCAUCGGAGAAGGGGAGAGAACUCAUAGUGUCAGUGCUGCUCCUCAAGAAAAAGUUGCUGCUCGCAUUGCCAGUUUCUCAGCUGUGAUGUUGAUACCAUGGCAACACACUUUAACCUUACAGUGUUUAGCGGUGGGAGAUCCUUCUCCAAGCAUACAAUGGAAAAUCAGAGGUAGAAGAUUUAUUGAGAGUGAGCGCCUUCAGAUUCUCAAGAAUGGCUCCUUGCAUAUCAAUGGAGUUCUGGGAAGUGAUGCAGCAAAUUAUUCCUGUCGAGCCACCAACAAGUAUGGCUCAGAUGAAGUCAAUUAUGCGAUUAGUGUUCAAGUCAGUGAUAAAUUAGCAACACCACCAAAACCACCCAGUUUAUAUGUCGUUGCUACGACAACAUCUACAAUUCAAAUCAAUUGGAGAUCAGGGAGUAAUGGUGGCAGCCCAAUCCAAGGCUUUGUAAUACACCACAAAAAAGAUCAUGAAACUUGGCAAAAGAUUGACGCUGGUCCUACCAAUCGCACCCAGACUGUGACAGGACUUUUGUGUGGUACUACAUACAAAUUUUACAUCAAUGCUCUGAAUCGCCUGGGGUACAGCCCAAACAGUGAUACCAUAUCUGUCAAAACCAAUGGCUCAACACCAAUUAUGCCCCCACAAAGUAUGCUUUUGAAGGUCAUAAAUGUGACUUCAGUUGACCUUGACCUCACUACAUGGAUCACAUCAGGGUGCCCUAUACGUUUCUUUUCUGUCCAAUAUAAAGUGUGGGAGGAUACCUCCUGGACAGAAGCCUCUAAUAAUGUUCAAAGCAAUAAGACAAUACAUACAGUAGAGGACCUUCACCCUGCGACCUGGUAUGUGAUGAAGGUCGUUGCUCACAGCGAUGCUGGUUCAACAGAGAGUGAGCUGAAGUUUGCCACACUCACUUAUCAUGGCAGGACCAUCACACCAUUGUUUAUCACUAAGAAAGAAGAGAGCAGUUUCUAUGAGAAGACGUAUAUAAUGAUUCCUCUCUGCUUCGGAAUAGUUGUCUCCCUUAUAGUCAUCAUCGCUGUGUUACUUUACCUUAGGCGGAGAAGGGAACUCAUUCAAAUGAAAGAGAGCGCUUCAAACUUGAGGAGAGACAUAACAGCAGAAACUUCCCUGAUGAAUGACCUUGACAAACGUUUCAACUUUGACUUUGAAGGAGGGAACAGCGAACCUUAUGGCAAGAGAAAUGUUAACCUCCUGAUUUCCUUUAAUUCGGAUGAAAAUCUCCAUAACAACAGUCCCACAUGGCUGAACAAUGGAUCCAGUAAAACUAAUAGUGAUAAUGGCUCCAUCAACAGAUCAGAUGAUGAUGGAAACAUCAACCCCUACGCUACAUUUAACCAGGUGAAACAGGUGAUGAUGGAGAAAGAACAGCAGCCUCCAGAACGGGAGAAAUCACCCGAGUUUGACGACAUCAGUCUACAGAAACUAGAGGCCCAGAAAGCAAUACUCUCCCCAUCAGAGCCGUAUGUGCCUUUCUUUCAUGCCAAGGGAGACAAUGGAGAUGUAGCGAAGGAUCCUCACCCUCCUCUGAUUCCAUUGAAGACAACAGAGGGAUAUGACAACCAAGGUCUGAUUCUGAGUCCUAGGAAGUAUGCCAGUGCAGACCAGAUUCAUGCUCUUUUCACCCAGGCUCCAGCUCGUCCUCACAGCUCCUACAGCAAGUCCCAGAAGUGCCCCUCCCAUUCCCACGGAAGCUCAGAUGAGAAAGGAAGCCAGAGGCAGAGCAUUAUAUCCAGUGUGACAACUGUCUCCUCCAGUAGAGACGAGCUUCUGGAGGCCCUGGAAAAUGCUAAGCACAACCCCCUCCCCCCUGUGGUGUAUGAGUCCCCACCAGACUCAAGUUCACAACCCACAGACAGCUCAGUGGGCACAGAGCCUGGUAUUGUUAAGUUCACACAGUCACCUCCCAAACCAAAUGAACAGAGGGAGGCUUCAUGUGAAGUACAUUAUACAAGUGAUCUGAAGCCAUCCAUCAAGAGAUCUCGUAAAGAGGCUGAGAGUGACACCACGGAGUGUGAAACAAAUGAGAGGCCUACGCAGCCUCGCAGAAUCAAAGGUCGUCGAAAUAAACAGAGGGGACAGUUGGCAAAGAGACAAGUUGUGCCAAGCUAUGUUCCAAGGACACAUAGUCGAACAAGCACAACAAGCAGUGAGGAGGUUACCUACACCUUUUCUGGACGCCAGUCCCCUCAUAGUCCCCCAGAGGGCUACAUGUCCUACAUGCCGGACAGUCAGUUCCCAGAGUCAGACAGACCUCCAAUGAGACGAGGGAGAAGAACCCCUCAUGCCAAAGUGAAGUAUGAUCUGUCCCUACAGACCCCUGGGACAGACGAGAGUCGCCCCCUAGUGAUGGCGGUGGCUCAGCCUUCAAUGUCCAGUCCUAAUGAGGAGGAGGAGGAUUCUGCAGCUGUCAGUCUUCUUAACAGACAUUACCGUCCAGUAGAGGCAGAGGAGGGGGAGAAUAAGGGACAGAAGAAAUCACGAGACAGGGGUUACCGGGAGGACUACACGCUGGUGUAAUGGACACUCUAUGACAGCUCCAUUGUCAUCUCAGCAGGCAUGAGAUGCUUUACAUAAUUAUUGCACUACAUAAUUCAUUAAUGUCACUUCAUGAGCUUCAAUCAUUUAAUAGUGAAGUGUUACAAGAUACAGAAGUCAAAUGCUUUACCCAUCAAAAUGAUCACCAUACAAUUUCUCAAAGAUUUAAAGCAUAUCAGCUAAUAUAAAGCAAUAUCAUAUGCUUAUUUAUCAAUUUGUAUGGUAUCUGCUUGGCAAAUCACUCAGUAUUGUUGACUGAGGUGUGAGGUUUUACGGGUGUGAAAGAUAUGCCAAGACAUUUUGAGGUGCUAUGCUUGGUUAAGUAUUGAGUCACAUGACCAAAAAUACAUGUAUUUUACUGCCUUCAAAGACUGAAGAAUUUUCAGGGAGUUUUUCAAAAGAUAGAGAAGUAAGGCUGUGAAUUUGUGACUGAUUCUUGUGUGCCCACGUUGUGACUGCAGUCACAGACAGUGAAAGUUCUCCUAUGCAGAGAAUGUGCAGCAGUUUUCCACAAUGGCGCAGAAUAACACCAAAACCUUCAAGUUGUGAUAAUCCAAAACAAACAUCUCGGGGAAAGAAUGGAGAGAAAUACACCACAAUGUUUACCAUUGUAAAAAUCAUAAAUCCAUGUGCUUUAUUAAGAUUAAUUGCACUACUUUGGUAGUUAUACAGUAUUCAGAAGUUGUUCCAAACACAAACAAGUCCCUUUAGUUUUCUGGUUUGUAUGUUUCUUAUUUUCUUGUGCAUUUUUCUUCAAGAAAUCCAUUGUGAUUGAGCUUACAUAGAAGUAUUCUAUUGUGAAGAAGUUGUCUUGAACUAACAUUAUUAUAACUAUACAUAUGAUGUAAAGAGUAGCUAUUACCCUUAUGUUCUCCUUAAUCAACAAGUCUUUUUAUACAUGCCAAAAUUGAUAAAAAAGUAAAACAAGGUGAUAUUUUUAUGAAGUUAUUGUAGUGUAUAAUAAUACAGUAAAACUUGUCUAAUCUGGAUGUUGUGUAUUCCGUAAUCUUGCCCAUUAUGAUAACUUUUAGUCCCUGUCGGUAAAUUCAAUUAUUAGAAAUGUUGUCUGAUCUGGAGUGUUGUCCAAUCAGAUUCUUUGGAAUGAGUCGUAUCCAGAUUAGAAAAAUUUUACUGUGUCUGCGCAAAAAGAAAACAAAACAAUCAAGCUGAAAUAUACAGCAUUAAAAUAUCCAGGGUCCUCUUAUUAUACAUGAAUGUAAAUAAUUCAAAGAUGUACAUAAGGUUUUCAAAACACUACUAGUACCCUGUAGCAGUAUUGUUGAAUUACUAUAAUAUUAAAGGUUGAAUUAAAAAUUAGAACAAAAAAUUACAUUUUGUCACAAAUGAUGAAAUCAUAGUUAUAUCAUGUCUCUUAAAUGACAAGCACCAAUCUAUGGAUGGCUGGACCAUGCUAUCUGUAUAUGUUACAUGUAUUGUCAUAUACUGCUUAAAAUCAUUUAAAAUGUAUUCUUAAAUAUAUGGACAUAUAUGUUUAUUAAAGUUUCAUUCAUUAAUGUGUAAUUUGAAAUUGAUCACUUUUUUCCUAAUGAUGUACAGUGUACCGAUGCUGUCUCAGUCUGAUUUUCAUUUUGCCCUAUGUUUGUAGACCAGUCAUUGUUGUAUUUAUAAUUGAAGACCUUAGGUACGUUGAUUUGCUGGUAUUUUAUUUUGAUUUUGUUGCUUUGUAUUUGCUAUACCUCAGUUGUUCCUGCUAAAAUCUAGUCAUAUUCACUGCCAAGUCCACCAUUCAUUUGUAUUUCCCAAACUUUAUUUAUAUUUUUACAUUUUGUUUUGUUUUAGUUUCAGUUUAUUUAUCAUGUAUAGUUUGAGUUACUUUUUGUGUAUAAACUUUAUUUUAUAUUUACUUUGAUUUUGUCAUAUACAUGUACUACAGUAUAUAUACAUAUAUUAUGUAAAAUAGUUGAAGAUGUCCAAGGAUGAAAAUAUUGUUCUACAAUUUUUUUUUUAAAUAUCAGAAGAAAAAAGACAACAUUGUCAUUUUCCUUUGUUUGGUAUUUAGAAUCAAUUCUUAACUUACCCAUCACGUCACAUCUGUUCUUCAAAGCUGUUUGACUCUUUUAUUUUUGAAGAUAAAAAAGGAAGUAAAGAGACCCUUUGGACAUGAAAUAAACUCCUACCCUAGUAGUUGUAAUAAAUUGUAUAGCUUACAUUAUAUCAGUCAUGUUACUCAGACAAAAUGUUAUGUAAUAAUUUGCCAUUUCACUCAGUUUAUUUUGUUUUGUUAUUUAUUUAUUUGUUUCAAUGGGAAAGUGCAAUAUAAUUGUUUUUUUUUUAAUUUUUAAUCAAUGCUUAGACUGUUGAGUAAUAUGAAACAGCUGUGUUAUUUUAGUGUACAUACUGGGCACAAAUUGAGAAAAAUACUUAACCUCUCUAUUCAAGUCAUUGAAAAAUAUUUUCAAAUGGCACAUUGAUGCUAUUAAAUGUCUAAAUAAUUAAAAUUUAUGAAACACAAAUAUGUACAUAUUAGAAAGAGCCAAUAAGACUUUGAAAGAUAAGUACAAUGUCAAAUGUAUGUAAAACAGAUCAAAGAUCUUGUGCAGAGUUUGUACCUUGUUUGUCAAUCUUCGAACUUUUGCUCAAUGUAUUACCUUUAGAUUUUUUGGCCAAAUUAUUGGGAUUUUGUAUUUUUAAAAAUAGCCUUGAUACAUCCAGAUGCUAUCUGAACCAUGUAGCUUUUCCUUAUGUCUGAUCAAUAUCUACGUCAGUAGAUGUUUGGUAUGGCUGUUAUACAAAAGUGUUUAAGUCUAGAAUGUGUAAAGAUUAAAACUAAUGCUAUAAAGAGACCCAUGUUUUCAGCAGUGAAUUGUGUUGUUUCUACUUAUGUAUUAGAGUUUUGUGAUGCCAAUCUGGUGCAAUAGAAUGUUUUUCAAUAAACUUGUCAAAGAA
This is a messenger RNA of Saccostrea echinata, 9411 nucleotides long. RefSeq names its product cell adhesion molecule DSCAM-like. The transcript has 39 exons. The coding region runs from base 76 to 6486 and encodes 2136 amino acids. NCBI's taxonomy places the organism in Eukaryota, Metazoa, Mollusca, Bivalvia, Ostreida, Ostreidae. The record is from RefSeq and is a predicted model, not a curated record. Gene Ontology annotation, molecular function: protein binding.